AUGAUUUGUGUCACCUACCAACUGACUGGGUCGGCCGACUUCUGGUGGGAUACCAAGAUGAAGACUAUGCCGCGAGACCAAGUGGAUAGGAUGACGUGGGAAGACUUCAAGACAGAGAUAUACAACAAAUACAUACCAAAGAGCUACCGAAAGGCAAAGGCGGCUGAGUUUUACAACUUAACCCAAGGGCGCAUGACUAUGACUGAGUAUGACCGCGCACUCUGCGACAUGACUAGGUAUGCGCCUGAACGUGUGGAUACGGACGAGAAGUUGGCCGAUAAGUUCCGUGAGGGUCUAAGGCAUGAGAUAAAGAUGGCAUUGGCUGUUCGUGGGAGACUUACAUAUGCGGAAGCGUUAGCCCUUGCACUAGAUGUUGAGGCAGCUAUGUCCAAGGAGAAAGUAACGGGAAACACUACAUUGGCAUUACCACCGCCACAACAUUCCCGAGAGAAGAGGAAGUGGGAUGAGAAUAGAACUCACUAUGAAAACAAGAGGUACCGCCCUACACAAAACCGACCACAAUAUGGGGGAGGACAAAAUUCAUCUAAUCAGAGGGGCGACUUCCGACCCAAACCACCACAAUGCAAUGUGUGCUCCAAGUACCAUUUCGGGGAGUGUAGAGUGCAGAACACUAUUAAGUGCUUUAACUGUGGAGGAAAUGGUCACUUUUCUAGAGAGUGUCCAAGCAAGAGCGUGGGAACCGGGUCCAGGCAUAAUAAUCAAGGAUUCCGUCAGCAGCAGAGGGCACCACCGGCGGCACCGAGGGUGAAUCGUGAUCAACCUCUGCAACUGCAACCACCUUACCGCCCAAGACUUCCCUCCCAAGCUAGAGCAUAUUCCUUGAGACAAAAACAACCCAAGAUUGAACAAGGGAGUCACGAGAACGAAAACCUGGCAGUGGGAGGGGUAAUAGAGAUUUCUCGAACAUGCUCUAACGUGGAAAUUUUUAUGGGAGAACUUAAGUUAGUUGCUCACAACCUACAAGUCAUGGCAAUGGGGGAUAUCGACAUAAUUUUGGGAAUGGAUUGGUUAGCUGCGAAUUUUGCAACUAUUCGGUGUAAAGAAAGACAAAUAGCCUUACAAGCCCCGGGGAAGGAACCAAUCAUAUACUAUGGAAUCUCAAUGAACCGGCGAACAUCUAUAAUCUCUGCGCUUCCAGCUAGUGCGAUGGUAAGGAAAGGGCGUCCUGCUUAUCUUGUAUACCUUCAAGGAGAGGAGAAGGGAGAAAGGAACGUGGAAGAUGUUUCCGUUGUGCGAGAAUUUCUGGACGUUUUCCCAGAAGCUUUGCCUGGACCACCGCCGGAUCGACAAUUGGAGUUCACAAUCAACCUAGAGCCAGGAUCAGCACCUGUGUCUAAGGCACCAUACCGAAUGGAGCCUAAAGAGUUGGAAGAACUCAAGAUACAACUCCAAGAACUUAUGGACUUGGGUUUCAUCAGACCAAGUGUUUCACCGUGGGGUGCCCCUGUGCUUUUUGUCAAGAAGAAGGAUGGAUCGAUGAGGAUGUGUAUCGACUAG
This is a messenger RNA of Salvia hispanica, 1518 nucleotides long. The record is from RefSeq and is a predicted model, not a curated record. Lineage: Eukaryota; Viridiplantae; Streptophyta; Magnoliopsida; Lamiales; Lamiaceae.